Cooperia oncophora is the source of this 969-nucleotide messenger RNA. NCBI's taxonomy places the organism in Eukaryota, Metazoa, Nematoda, Chromadorea, Rhabditida, Trichostrongylidae. The record is from the annotation of a GenBank genome assembly.
AUGUUUUUAGGGGUGUUUGCUUUCAGCUGUAGCAUCCAGUUAUCCGAGUCCCUUAACUCCACACAGCUUGAUAAUGCCAGUUUAUACCCUGAACCAAGCUGGUCAUUGGAGCAGACUAGUAUCAACUGGAAUCUUCAUCAGGAAGUGCCCAGAACAGUGUUCGUAAACGACAGCUCACUGGCUGAAAUCCAUAACCAGAAAGAGAUUCGGCGGCGUUUUGUAGUGAACGGUACAAAACAGCGUGAUCCACAUGAGCGCAUUAAAAACGAGAUGUACAAUAUGUAUGUGAUGAAUGCCGCAAAUCGUGAAGAACUGGAUGAUCGUUGCGACAGCUUAAAAGUAAGUCUGGAAAGAACGGUCGCUACAGUCUCGGAAAGCUCUCCAAGAAAAAGAGCCAUCAACGAAGUGUCAUGGCGAAAAGUAGAUGGAGGUUUACCCAAAACCAGUAAGCAGUGUCAUGAUAUGGAGAGUCAUGUAUGUGAGCAGGUGAAAACUGUCGUUGCAAGGACUCGCUUUUUCUUCCAUUUAUUCGCCAAGGAGUUCAACAGACUUAGUAAGAAUCCAGUCGCACCGUUUCGCGAUCCCGAUCAGUUAACUGCUCAUGCCACAGGAGUCAGCCUCGCUUUGGUACGAGAGUGUGCCGAUCCAGUACCAAUAAAGAAAGAAAUUCCAUAUCACGCUGAUACUGCUUUGCCGAGGGGAAGCGGCACAGCACCGGAUCUUGUGUCGUCCGAAAAGAAGUUGAAAAUUGUUCAGACGCAGCGCCUGGUCAGAAAUGAAGGUAAUGGUCAGCGAAUGGACACGAAUAAAGGCAUAGCUGCUUUGAAGAAACGCCAAGCGAGUUGCGUAACUGAGAAGGACAAUGAUAUGGCUAGAAAGAAAAAGGAAGCUUCUGUCAGUUGUUCUCCAGCACCAUCCAGGCCAACGCAGGCUCCGAAGGUAUAUUUCAGUUUCUUUAGGGAAGUAUAA